CUGCCCAUUCCAUCCCUCAUAUACAAUCCACCAGCUACCGUCGAGACCGUGUACGAAGCGUCGGCGAGAUUGCUCUUCAUGGCUGUCAAGUGGGCCAAGAAUCUUCCCUCUUUCGCUAGCCUGGCCUUUCGCGAUCAGGUAAUCCUGCUCGAAGAGGCCUGGUCGGAGCUGUUCCUCCUGAACGCGGUGCAAUGGUGCCUGCCCCUCGAGUCUCCCCCGCUGUUCAGCGCCGCCGAACUAUCGGCCCUCACGUUGUCCCCGCACUCGAUCCAUCCGCACUCGGGCCUCCACUUGACGCCCUCGGCCAAGUCGAAUCAGGUCGCCGCGGACGUCAGGUACCUCCACGACAUGCUCAACCGCUACAAAGCCGUCAUGGUCGAUCCGGCCGAGUUCGCCUGCAUGAAGGCCAUCAUUCUCUUUCGCCCAGAAACCCGUGGCUUGAAAGACUCGAGCCAAAUCGAAAAUCUGCAGGACCAGGCGCAGGUGAUGCUGGGCCAGCACACGCGUAGCCAGCAGCCCAGCAAUCCGGCGCGCUUCGGUCGGCUGUUGCUUUUGCUGCCAUUGUUGAGGAACGUGCCGGCCUCGAGGGUCGAGUUGAUUUAUUUUCACCGGACGAUCGGCAAUACGCCCAUGGAAAAGGUGCUCUGCGACAUGUACAAGAAUUAAUUGAUUCGUACCCACGCAUAUA
Molecule: messenger RNA, 688 nt
Organism: Copidosoma floridanum
Lineage: Eukaryota; Metazoa; Arthropoda; Insecta; Hymenoptera; Encyrtidae
Product: photoreceptor-specific nuclear receptor
Biological process (GO): regulation of DNA-templated transcription
Molecular function (GO): sequence-specific DNA binding; zinc ion binding; DNA-binding transcription factor activity
Source: RefSeq, a predicted model, not a curated record